GAUGAUUCAAGCAAUAUUAUUAUGGCUACUCAUAUAAUACUUACAGUACUCUGUAUCUCUAUUUUUUCUUUAUUAUUCCAAUCCUCUGUUUCUCAACCUGCUCCGAUCACUAAUUCUUCUCUAUGCAACGGCAUACUUAUCACCUAUAGUUAUGUUACUGGAAAAGAAAUUCCGCCGAUUAUUUCUUCGGCCGAUCCGACCAACCAGGCUUACCGGUUCGAGUCCAAUCUCACCGUUCUCAACAACGGUCCGGUCGAGCUCAAGAACUGGCGUGUUUUUGUAGGGUUCGACCACGGCGAGCUUCUAGUCUCAGCCAGCAACGCCGUCCUUGCUAACGGCACCACCCUGCCGGCUAACAUCAGCGGCGGCACCAUCUUUUCCGGAAGCCCUGGCUUCACCGACCUCAAAACGGCGAUCGAAACCGCCGGAAAUAUCGAUCAGAUGCGUGUCGUGGUGGAUUUGGUCGGCACGCAGUUCGGAGUGGGCCCGCCGAACGUCCCUCUGCCGGAUAAUCUCGUUCUCGCUAACGACGGCUACUCGUGUCCUAAUCUCACAACCCAAGGUAACCACAUGAGUGUUUGUUGCGUACCCGAUCCCAACGCGAAAACAAACGUAUCGGUUAACGGAGCUUUCUCCCCUCUCCAGUUCGGAGAUGUUACAAUUAUGUACGAUGUGACCGUGACGCACGAAAGUAACUAUUGGGCACAAGUCACUAUCACGAACAACAACUCCUUCGGACGAUUAGAAAAUUGGAACUUAAGCUGGGAUUGGACGGAAGGCGAGUUCAUAAGUACAAUGAGAGGCGCUUACCCUAAAAUCGUAGAUUCCGGUGACUGCAUAUUCGGCAGGCAAGGCCAAUUCUACAAAGACCUCGAUUUCUCCAAGGUUUUAUCCUGUGAAACGAGGCCCACAAUAAUCGAUCUCCCGAUUACUAAAGCCAACGACACAAUCCUAGGAUUAGUCCCGUUUUGCUGUCGUAACGGGACUAUUUUAUCACCUAAGAUGGAUGUGAGCAAAUCCAAAUCAUCCUUUCUAAUGCAAGUCUACAAAAUGCCACCAAAUUUGAACAAAACCGAACUCUCCCCUCCCAUAAAUUGGAACAUCAACUCCACAAUCGGGCCGGCUUAUCAAUGCUCGCAACCUAUUAGGGUCGACCCGACCCUAUUCCCCGACCCGUCGGGUCUCCCUUCCUACACGUCCGCGGUCGCCACCUGGCAAGUCGUCUGCAACACAACACACGUCGAAUCAAAAAAGCCCAAUUGUUGCGUAUCGUUCUCCUCGUUCUUCAACGACUCUGUCGUCCCGUGCAAUACGUGUGCAUGCGGGUGCGAUAGGGUCGACCCGAGGAACGAGAAGAACGUGUGCAGCGCGACUGGACCCGCACUCCUCCUCCCUUCGGAGGCGUUGCUGGUCCCGUUCGAGAACAGGACGAAACUAGCGGAGACUUUCGCGAGGCUCAAAAGGCGCGAGAUUCCGAACCCGUUGCCAUGCGGGGACAACUGUGGGGUCAGCAUCAACUGGCACGUGCUCUCGGAUUACAAAAAAGGGUGGACCGCGAGAAUCACGCUUUUCAAUUGGGACGAAACGGACGUUGUCGAUUGGUACGCGGCGGUCGAGCUGAACGAGGCGAUGCCGGGGUUCGAAGAGGCGUACUCCAUGGAUGGGAAAGUCAUGAGUGGCGAACAUAACAACACGCUUUUUCUGCAGGGGUUACCGGGUCGUAAUUAUUUGAUUGCGGAAAAAAAUGGAUCCAACCCGAAGAAAGAUCCGCGCGUCCCCGGAUCAAUGCAGUCGAUUAUAUCUUUUGUUAAGAAGAAAACACCGGGGAUCAAUGUGCCACGUGGCGAUGGAUUUCCGACGAAAGUUUAUUUCAACGGUGAAGAGUGCUCGCUUCCGACAAUACUUCCAAGCAUGGGGCAUAGGCUGAAUCAUGUCUCUGCUGUUUUUAGCUGCAUUCUGUUGAUUUUCGUUUUAAUUAUGCAUUAGUAUAUAUAUAUGAUAUAUGUAUAAUGUAUGUAAUGAGUGUCAAAUUCUUCAUUCUUUUUCAUGUAGUUGAGCUUUAAUUAAUUUUACCUUAUUAAGAAAUUCCGUUGGUGCUU
This is a messenger RNA of Erythranthe guttata (spotted monkey flower), 2099 nucleotides long. RefSeq names its product COBRA-like protein 7. The record is from RefSeq and is a predicted model, not a curated record. Gene Ontology annotation, cellular component: membrane. Gene Ontology annotation, biological process: cellulose microfibril organization. Lineage: Eukaryota; Viridiplantae; Streptophyta; Magnoliopsida; Lamiales; Phrymaceae.